This is a messenger RNA of Populus trichocarpa (black cottonwood), 1837 nucleotides long. Its product is annotated as histone deacetylase 6. Bases 177 to 1499 code for a protein of 440 amino acids. The transcript is spliced from 6 exons. Gene Ontology annotation, molecular function: histone deacetylase activity. The record is from RefSeq and is a predicted model, not a curated record. Lineage: Eukaryota; Viridiplantae; Streptophyta; Magnoliopsida; Malpighiales; Salicaceae.
UAAGGUAAUCUAUACAAAAUUGGUAUUGAAGACUUUGGAUGGAAUUGUAAUCCUUGUUCUGAGAACGUAUUCCACCCUAUUUUUCAUCUCCUCUUACAAAGCUCACCUCCUCUGCUCCCCCCACCUCUUGAGAGAGAGGCAAGCACGCAGAUUUUCAAUUUCUUAUUUGAAAAAAAAUGCUGGACACUAAUGGAGGCGCCUCCCUACCAUCAACAGGAACAGACGCAGAAAAACGCCGAGUCAGCUACUUCUACGAACCCACAAUCGGUGAGUACUACUACGGUCAAGGCCACUCAAUGAAACCCCACAGAAUCCGAAUGGCCCACAACUUGAUAAUCAACUACGCUCUCCACCGUCGGAUGGAAAUCAACCGUCCAUUCCCAGCAGGUCCUGAAGACAUAGGGUGGUUCCAUUCUGAUGAUUACGUGGAAUUCUUGUCUUCAGUGUCACCACAAUCAGCGAGUGAUCCGGCACAUGGGAGGCAGUUGAAGAGGUUUAAUAUUGGUGAAGAUUGUCCGGUUUUUUAUGGGUUAUUUGAGUUUUGUCAGGCCUCUGCUGGUGGCUCAAUUGGCUGUGCUGUUAAGCUUAAUAGAGGGGAUGCUGAUAUUGCUUUGAAUUGGGCUGGUGGCUUACAUCAUGCGAAGAGGAGUGAGGCUUCUGGGUUUUGUUAUGUUAAUGAUAUUGUUCUUGGCAUUCUUGAGUUGCUCAAAGUUCAUAAGCGUGUAUUGUAUGUAGAUAUUGAUGUCCACCAUGGCGAUGGUGUUGAGGAAGCAUUCUAUACUACUGACAGGGUUAUGACUGUGUCCUUCCAUAAAUAUGGAGAUUUCUUUCCAGGGACGGGGCACAUCAAGGACAUUGGAGUUGGGAAAGGGAAGAACUAUGCCCUGAAUAUUCCUUUAAAAGAUGGGAUGGAUGACGAAUGUUUCCGUGCUCUGUUUCGGCCACUCAUCCAAAAAGUGAUGGAGGUUUAUCAACCUGAUGCAGUUGUUCUCCAAUGUGGAGCAGAUUCAUUAUCUGGUGAUAGGUUGGGGUGUUUCAACCUGUCUGUUAAGGGCCAUGCAGACUGCCUUAGAUUUAUUAGAUCUUUUAAUGUUCCUCUGAUGAUCUUGGGUGGGGGUGGGUAUACUAUCAGGAAUGUUGCCCGUUGCUGGUGCUAUGAGACAGCAGUUGCAGUUGGGGUGGAACCAGAUAACAAAUUGCCUUACAAUGAGUACUACGAGUACUUUGGCCCUGAAUACACACUUCAUGCUGACCCAUCCAAUAUGGAGAACCUAAACACACCCAAAGACAUGGAGAGAAUAAGGAACAUACUGCUAGAGCAACUUUCUAGACUGCCUAAUGCUCCCAGUGUACCUUUUCAGACAACACCAGCUACAACUGAAGUUCCGGAAGAGGAUGAAGAGAACAUGGAUCAAAGACCAAAGCGUCAUGUAUGGAAUGGUGUUGAUUAUGAGUCUGAUCAUGAUGAAGAUGAGAAACCGGAACCCGGAUUUUUCUGAGAUAAGGGAGAAGAAGACAAGAAAGAGCAUCCAUGGUUGUGACGGGUGGAAAACAGUUAUUUUCUAGUUUCAUUGCUUCUAUAUCAUGUACAGACCCCCCCUCAACAUGUAGCUUAUAGUUUCAGAGGAUUUCAUCUUUGGAUGAGCAACCAUGUAGAUACUUUUGACAAAUAUCAGUAGAAUAGGUAGUUGCAAAUGGUCAUAUUCACUCAUGCUGCGAGCCUUUUUGCUGAAUUACUGUGUUGUACAAGCAGUUGUGGUUGAUAACCAAACGGAAUGUUAGAUACAUUUUUGUGCAGAAAACCUUCAUUUAUUUUGGUUAACACAGUAAUUUUCUA